AGUGUGUACCAGCUGAAGUAAUUUUUUUCAAUGUUGACGUUUUGCAUUUGUUUGACAUAUUUUCAGAUUUCGAAACAUUGCGAUUUUCAUAUAUUUGUGAAAAUAUAGCGAUUAUAUUUCUAUACAAUCAGUCAAUCAAUAUGUUGCGCAGCUCUACCAGUAUUUUUCAUAAAAUAUCGCCUAGAGGCUGUGGUAUUUUAAUUUUCAAGAGUAAUUCCCAUACUACAAGCACUGAAGCGAGUAGUCAAGCUGAAGAACCCAAGAAGGCAGAAUCUAAACGGGUGGCUGAAUUUAGGAAAAAAUUAAGAGAAACUACUCCAAUAGACGACCUUGGCGUGCAAGCCGAAUUUACUGCUAAUGCAAAAGAAGAUCCACUUCCAGCCUGGCCAGACAAUACCAACCCACAUACAGGCGAAGUUGGAGGGCCAAAAGGCCCAGAACCAACCAGAUAUGGAGACUGGGAAAGGAAAGGACGGGUAACAGAUUUUUAAAUGAACAAUGUGAUCUAGUUUAAAUAAUUUAUUGGCUAUUAGCAGAUUUGCCAAUAGUUUUAGGCAUUUUUUUGUUAGUAGAGUCUUCUAAUUCUUUUGAUUUGUAAUAGUGCGGUGCAACCUCCAAUAACCACUUGCUUUCUAUUUCUGUAACUUGCCUCAUAAACUCUUUAGAAGUGAAGACAAGCUCAUGAUAGAUGACCCAACGUGGCAGCUCUUCAAAUAAUGCACUGUUGGGGUGAAUCAUCACUGUCUGAAAACAUAGAAAGCAUAUUUUUAAUACUGAUGUAGAUUCAAGACUUGUCCUUAAAUUUGGCUUAACACCAUACAGAUAUUGUUUUGUCUUGUCUCAUUUUAAGUAAAAUUUACACAUUAUAAGGUUUAUUUGUUUGAAUUCAACAUAGAUAUACAUAGUUUAUACCCAAACAUUUUAAAAUAGUUUUAAAUAAAAUAAAAAUGCUUUAUUAGUUAUUAUUGUGAAAUUAUAAAAAAACCACUUA
Leguminivora glycinivorella is the source of this 991-nucleotide messenger RNA. Its product is annotated as succinate dehydrogenase assembly factor 4, mitochondrial-like. The transcript is spliced from 2 exons. The coding region runs from base 141 to 491 and encodes 116 amino acids. Lineage: Eukaryota; Metazoa; Arthropoda; Insecta; Lepidoptera; Tortricidae. Gene Ontology annotation, biological process: mitochondrial respiratory chain complex II assembly. Gene Ontology annotation, cellular component: mitochondrion. The record is from RefSeq and is a predicted model, not a curated record.